Molecule: messenger RNA, 1526 nt
Organism: Calypte anna (Anna's hummingbird)
Lineage: Eukaryota; Metazoa; Chordata; Aves; Apodiformes; Trochilidae
Gene: TM4SF18
Product: transmembrane 4 L six family member 18
Exons: 5
Coding region: 561-1166 (201 amino acids)
Cellular component (GO): membrane
Source: RefSeq, a predicted model, not a curated record
CAGGUCAGUAGUAAGAGUUUGUUCACCCUUAGGGCCGUAUCUGCCAAGCUCUGGCUUUAAUUCUCUGCAGUGUGAGGCAAUGUGUGGCCCUCUGUACAGAGUCUAGACAUAUUUGUCAUUUGGCAGCCCCCUCCCUCACGGAAGGUAAAAAAAGCGUUGAGCUGCAGUAAGGCUGAGCACCCUGCCUCAUGGCACAGUGAGUGCAUUGGAGUCUGUGUUCUCGGGAGGAGUGCGUUUCUAAGUGGUCACUAGGAAAUGAGAUUUUUGAAGUUCCUUCCUGAGUCUGACUUCUAGACAUACUUCAUUUGGAAGAUCACAAAGGAGGAUCUUUUAGAAGGGAAACUGCUACUUAAAGGCACAUGCUUAGCAAGGACAAUGAGUUUAGGUGGAUAAUGAUCUAUUGUUCUGCUAGCUGUUCUGCUCUUGACUGAAUCACACCCCACUCCCCUCAUUUCUGGUGAAUAUUAAAUUACUAGAUCAAACUGAGGAGGUCCACACACUUUUCAUAUUUAAAAAGAGACAAGACUUGUAAAGAACAAAACUCGUCAAGUUCUUGAGACAUGGCUUUAGAGUCGUGGGGAAGCUGUUUGAGUUGUCUGCUAAUACCUCUUGCACUUUGGAGUAUUGUUGUUAACAUCCUAUUGUACUUCCCUAAUGGGAAAGCUUCACAUGCUGCCAGUUACCAGCUUCCCAACUACGUGUGGUAUUUCGAAGGGAUUUGUUUCUCAGGUGUCAUGAUCCUUCUGUUGGCAGUAAUUCUGAUCAUACUGGAGUGGAAUGUGUUCUACCGGUGCUGCCAGAGUGAGAGCUGUAACAAAACCUACCGGAGUUUUAUUUCAAUAGUGCUAGCCCUGCUUGGAGUUGCGUUCUCUGGAUACAGCUGCAUCAUUUUUACUUUGGGGUUGAUCCAAGGCCCCUUCUGCAAUUCAUCGAAUGGAUGGGAUUACAUCUUUAAAGACACUGCUGGAUGGUACCUCACAGAUUAUUCUUCUUGGUCUCGGUGCACUGAACCUGCAAACAUUGUGGAGUGGAACAUCAUUUUACUCUCAAUUCUGAUAGCUCUUAGUGGACUGCAGUUCAUCAUCUGUUUCCUCAAAGUGGCUGCUGAGCUGAAACGGACACUUUGUGGGACCUACUCUGUUUUUGUCCAGGCCAGGAUUCUCUGAAAAUGGCAAUGAAAUUUUCACUGCUUCUCCCUCACCUCCUAGAGGAAGAGAGAAAUGGCUUCUCCAACAUUGAUGAUGGUAGAUUUGGGUGCUGCAAGUCAAACGAAACCCGGUCUUAAAUCUUGACCUCUCAAGCCUCUCUAUUUUGGAUGAAGUUAUUUGAACUAUUUGACAUCUACAUUUUUCUAUUUGUUUUCUCACGUGUUCAGUUGUCCCUGGCAGUGACUCUUCAGUAUUUUACCAUCCAGCUUUUUCUGACAAUAAGGAGGUUUGAAUACUAUGGAACUGCUUUUGUAUUCACAUUUUUUUUUGUUUUUUUAAAUAAACUGCUCUAAAACUGCUAUAGAACUGCUUUUAUAU